Messenger RNA from Micropterus salmoides (largemouth bass), 908 nucleotides. It is a transcript of the gene ift27, whose product is annotated as intraflagellar transport 27 homolog (Chlamydomonas). Gene Ontology annotation, cellular component: Golgi apparatus. Gene Ontology annotation, molecular function: GTP binding; GTPase activity. The transcript is spliced from 7 exons. NCBI's taxonomy places the organism in Eukaryota, Metazoa, Chordata, Actinopteri, Centrarchiformes, Centrarchidae. Bases 37 to 687 code for a protein of 216 amino acids. The record is from RefSeq and is a predicted model, not a curated record.
GUUCAUGUUGCUGAGGGACUAGGAAGACAUGUUUACAUGCAUAAACAGCUAAAGAAAGAAGGUAGAGACGUAUUUACCAUAAUUUAUGUAACGUACAGUGUCUGGAAGUUAUCCACUGUAAUGGUGAAGUUAAGGGCGAGAUGUCUGCUUGUCGGAGAUGCUGCGGUGGGGAAAAGUGCCCUUUCCCAUAUGUUCCACAGUGAUGGUACUCUCUUCCAGAAAAACUACAGCAUGACAACCGGAGCGGAGCUGCUAAUGAAAUGUGUGAACAUCCCAGAGACCAAUGACAGUGUGGAGCUAUACAUCAUAGACUCUGCAGGGAAGCAAACAUUAGUGGAAGCCUGUGAAAAGAUGUGGGGUGAGCUGUCAUUGCUGUGCCUGGUUUUUGACCUGACCAGUGAGCAGUCUUUUGCCAAUUGCAGCCACUGGAUUGAGAGAGUUCAUGCUCACUGCCAGGGUUUCCACAUUCCAGGUGUCCUGGUGGGCAACAAGUCAGACUUGUCUGCUAGAAGGGAGGUCCAGGCAUCUGUGGCCCAGGAUUGGGCCCAAAGCCAUGGGUUGGAGUACCACGAGACAUCAGCUAAAGAGAUGGAGAACUGUGAUUCUCUGCUCCUGAGUUUAGCCCGGGCCUUCCACUCUCUCUACCAAGAACGUCGCGAGGAAAUCCAGAACCUGAGUCCAGGCUAGACCCUUAUCCAGUUACACACACACACCUUGACUUUUCACACGUAGAAUAGACACAAGAUUCUGUUCAUAGAAUUUAAUAAGCUUUAUGGAUUAUGCAUGUGAGCAUUUGAGGCAAUUCAGGCCUGUGUUCUUUUUUACCAUGCGCUGCAGGCCCAGCAGAGAAUAGUGUUCGGAACGAUAUUUUGAUGGGACCGUGAAUAAAGUUGUUUCUACGAUAAUCA